AUGAUGUUUUCGUCUGCAGGGAAGAGGUGCUUCACGAUAGAGUCUCUGGUCGCCAAAGAGAAUCCUCUAACCGCGGAGGAUCCCAUCCGUCCGACGGCUUUAAGCUACUCCAACCCGACGACAGAUGUCUUAAUGAACAGCUACCAGGGACCGCCGGCUAGGUCCCUCUACCAGAGCCCGGAUCUAGUGUUCCCAGAGACGGUAAACCACCCUUCCCUCACCGUGGCUCCUCACCAGCUCGGAGGUUCCCACCUUCAACAUCCGCACUUCUUCGGGACGCAACACCGAGAUCCGCUCAACUUCUACCCGUGGGUCCUCAGGAACAGGUUUUUCGGACAUAGAUUUCAAGGUAAUGAUGUUUCCCAGGACAGUCUGCUCCUCCACGGUCCUUUCGCCAGGAAACCCAAACGCAUCCGCACCGCUUUCUCUCCGUCUCAGCUGCUCCGGCUGGAAAGAGCCUUCGAGAAGAAUCACUAUGUGGUCGGAGCCGAGAGGAAGCAGCUGGCCAACAGCUUGAAUCUAUCUGAAACACAGGUGAAGGUGUGGUUCCAAAACAGACGGACCAAGUACAAGAGACAGAAGCUGGAGGAGGAGGGACCUGAGAGCCAGCAGAAGAAGAAAGGCAACCACCACAUCAACAGAUGGCGUAUUGCCACCAAGCAGUCCAGCUCCGAGGACAUUGACGUGACCUCAGAGGACUAA
This is a messenger RNA of Scomber japonicus (chub mackerel), 702 nucleotides long. It is a transcript of the gene emx1, whose product is annotated as empty spiracles homeobox 1. The record is from RefSeq and is a predicted model, not a curated record. The transcript is spliced from 3 exons. NCBI's taxonomy places the organism in Eukaryota, Metazoa, Chordata, Actinopteri, Scombriformes, Scombridae. Gene Ontology annotation, biological process: central nervous system development; brain development; regulation of DNA-templated transcription. Gene Ontology annotation, molecular function: DNA binding; DNA-binding transcription factor activity, RNA polymerase II-specific. Bases 1 to 702 code for a protein of 233 amino acids.